Molecule: messenger RNA, 344 nt
Organism: Aspergillus japonicus CBS 114.51
Lineage: Eukaryota; Fungi; Ascomycota; Eurotiomycetes; Eurotiales; Aspergillaceae
Exons: 1
Coding region: 100-291 (63 amino acids)
Source: RefSeq, a predicted model, not a curated record
AAGAAUUUUCUCUUUCGGUUGAUUGUUCUUGUAGGUAGGAAUAUUCUUUUUCUCGAACGCUUCUAGCUCCUGAGAUUGAGGAUCGAAAACAGGCGGGAAAUGGAUGACAAUAAGCAAAACCAUAGAGUAAAACUCCCGUUGGAAGAGAGUGACAGGGACAUUUCUUCCCCGAGGCCUCAAGAAGAAAUCAGGCUAGACGACCGUCUCAAGGCGUUGCUGAAUAAGAUAGAGUAUAAUAAAAGUAGCAUUCGGGUCAUGAACAAGUCGAAGCGCACAAGAAAGAAAAAUUAGGAUGAAGAAAGGGCCAUGGAAUCUGAGCGCCAUCGGAAAGGACAAAAAGCAAC